AUGGAGCUCAAAAGAGGAAAGACCUUCAUAAAAUCCAGUGUGCAGCAUGAAAAAGUUCUUAUCAGCAAAGAUGAUAGAGGGAAAGACAAGAAGGCAGCUCGAGGGAACUCAAGUGUAGGUGAAGUCCAGCUGGCAUGUGUAGCCACACACAAGAACUACAGAUUUUCCACCAGACCAGGGAGAAACGGUGACAACUGCUUGGAAAAAUCAUCAGGGUCCUACUAAUUGGUAAGGAAGAGUAAAACCCAUGACUGUGUCCCAGAGGCAGAAAAAGCAGAGCAGUGCAGCCCCAGCAGCAGAGCUUCUGAGGAAGGUUUUUUCUGGAAAGGGUAAGGGAGACUUGUCAACAGCAUCAGCUUCUCAGGGAUGUCCAGCUCCAGCAGUAAGAAGGAGUGUGUGGUCAGCCCCAGCCAGUCUGCAUGCAGCACUCAAAUGAUUGACUACAGGAACUUUGUGCCCCAGAUGCCUUUUGUGCCAGCUGUUGCCAAAACCAUCCCCAGGAAGAGGAUUUCCCUCAAGAGGUCUAAGAAAGGGCUCAGAGAUAUAUUCCAUAUUAAAAAAAUAAACCAGAAGUCCUCACGUUCCUGGUUUGAGAAGGACAAGAACCUGACCUCUGCAGGCUGCAAGAAUGAGCUGUCUGGGCGUCUUGCAAAGUUCUUUUCAAAACUGGAGAAAACAUUUGCUGCUGACUGCUUGUCACAGGACUGCUCAGACAGUGAGCUGCAGUCUGACCUUCCGCAUGACUGCUGCAACCCCCUGGGUGAAGAUGUUGCCUCGCUGAAGAGCUUUGAUUCCCUCACUGGCUGUGGGGAGAUCUUUGCUGAUGAGAGCUCUGCUCACAUGGAGCUGGAGAACAGCAAAGAAGUUCUGCUGAGACGAAGCAAGCACAAAGACAGCCCAGUCCUGGGCUCUUUUCAGGGAGGUGUGGAGCAGCUGGCCUCUCCUGGGCAGAACGAGACAGUGGAAUUUGCAAAAUUUUGGGACAACAUCAACAAGUCUGUGAGGCUACAUCAGAGUGCUCUGUUUGAUCAGAAGUUACUGAAGAUACCUGGUUCUGAGAUGGAAAAGGUCAGAAGCCAGGCUUCAACUUCUGUGAGAGAUCCAGAAGUGCAUGAUAAAGGUGGUGACAAUUCCAGAGAGAGCUCCAUGGAAACAGGAACGCCAAAAAGCGACAACCAGGAGUCCACAUCCACCAGUGAUGAAGGAUACUAUGAUUCCUUCUCCCCUGGACAAGAUGAUGAGGUGAAGGAAGCCCAAACCCCUGGGGUCCCAAGUAGAUUUCCAAGAGACAGCUACAGUGGAGAUGCUCUUUAUGAGCUCUUCUAUGACCCAAACGAAGUCAAAAUAAACCCAGUCCUAGAUGAUGAUCUGUGCACAUCUGAAACCAUUUCAGAACAAGCUAUUGAAAUCCCUUUGUCCAUUUACAGCUUUCAUGUUGGAGCUGAAGAGAACAUGGCUUCCCAGCCAGCUCUAGACAUUAUCAGCCAAGUUUUUCACAGCACUUGGAAAGGCAAAGAAUGUUUGCUGAAACUCUGUGAUACUGAACUCUCCUUGACAAUGGGGAUAAUAAAUUGGCUGCGAAAACAUGCAGGGCUUGUCUCCUCCCCUGACUCCCUCCAGAAGUCCAGUCACAGCCAGAAAAAUCCCAGUGAUUCAUUGGUCCUGCCCAGCCCCAGCUCAGAGCAAAAGCUGAGCACCCAGUUCAGCAAGAGCAAACCAAGCAAGGAAGAAUCUAACACAUUUAACCUGUGUGUGGCUUUGGAUGAAAACAAAUACACAACCCAGGCCUCUUCAGUAAACAUUGCUGAAAGAGACCACAGCCUGGACUCUUGCCAGAAGACAUAUAAUUUGGGUUUCCAAGGAAAGGAAGGGAGUCAACACAAGGAUUCACCUACAGUGCCCUGGGACUGUGGAAACGGAACCACUCCAGCAUGGAGCUGGGUACCAGGAUCCCAGGCCAAUAGUGACCAUCUGCAGACAUCUUCACUGGAGAAGGGGCAGGAGACAAUUCCAGCAGGAUGCCAGACAUCCAGAGAUAAAAACUCACUCAGAAAGCUGAACAGAGAAAGUGGCUCCCAGAGCUCUGAAAACCCUUCGUUAGAUGAUAGUUAUGAAGUAGAAUCAUGUUACUCCUACAAGACUGCUGCAACCUCACUCCUGGAUCCCCUGGAGAGGGAGGACAGAAAUAAACCAAUGCAUCACUCAAUUUCCUGGGAUAAACCACCACAGCCUCUUGCUCUCAGGACAGUUCCAGGGCUACAUUAGCCCCACACCAGUGGAGAGCAGCACUACACAGUGCAGCUCCUAGAGCACUGUGUUACACAAGUGGCAUCAUUAAAAAUCAGCUAUGAAAACAAGCACGUGGAAGACAAAUGCAUUGGGAAUGAAAUGAACAAUAUAAUUUCUAAGAUGUCUCAGUAAAACCAAGUUACUGUUGCAAAUGAAUGCAACUGCAUUGCCCAAAAUCCAGAAUACAGGAGUAUUCCAGGCACAAACCAAUACAACUAUAGUCAAAGCUUCCAGUCCAGCAGCCUGUACCAUAUGAAACAAAACUGGGAGCCUUGCUCUGAAGAUCAGAAGAGUAGAGAUCUUCUGGAUGAGUUCACAAGUAGCAAGAUAAACUUUGAAUAUGCCCAACUAAAUAAUCAAGCCCUCGCCUACUUAAAAGACUUCACAUUUGAUCUCAGUCCAAGGGGACUCUGCCCUUGA
Messenger RNA from Calypte anna (Anna's hummingbird), 2709 nucleotides. RefSeq names its product APC membrane recruitment protein 3 (gene AMER3). NCBI's taxonomy places the organism in Eukaryota, Metazoa, Chordata, Aves, Apodiformes, Trochilidae. The record is from RefSeq and is a predicted model, not a curated record. Gene Ontology annotation, molecular function: phosphatidylinositol-4,5-bisphosphate binding; beta-catenin binding. Gene Ontology annotation, biological process: regulation of canonical Wnt signaling pathway. Gene Ontology annotation, cellular component: plasma membrane.